GUUCAUGACUGUAUGUGAGUGUGAAUCUAUGCCUAUCUGUUGACUAUGCUACCGUGGUUCAAUAUUGUGUAUGCAUUUUGGAAGUGUGUAAAUCCCUCACAGGGCUGUUGUGUGAGCAUGUGUCUUAUGAGUGAACAUCUCAGAAUGUCUGUGCAAGGUGAAUCUUUUUGUGCCUGUGUGCUUGUGUAUCAGUUUUGUGUGUCUGUGUGUGCUUGUAGUUCUGUGUCAUGUGUGUGAGGUGUGUAUCAGCUAGGGUGUGCAUUUGGGCAUCUGUUGGUGUGCAGAUAUAUCAGUUUUGUGACCAUGCAUCGUGGGGAUAUGUGAAGUUGUAUGAGUGUGUGUGAGUGUGUUUGGACGUUUAAAAGCAUGCACCUGUAUAUCUUUGAUUGUGCAAGUGAGUAUAUACGUGUGUGCCCCUGUGUGUUGGCUAGUGUGCACGUGUUUCUCUCUUAUAGGCGCAUGUAUCCGAUUGUCUGCAAGAAGGCACAUGGGUUUCUCUGUUGUGUGUGUGCAUAUGUAUAUAUGAAUGUGCAAGGGAAAGUCAAUGUUGUACAUGUGUGGUUGUGUGCAGGUUGUGUGCAGGUUGUGUCAACCUUGAGGGUGUGGGUCUAUGUUGUGAGUCCAUUUAUGUGUCAGUGUUGGUCUCUGGGGACUGGUCUAUGUGCAGGGCGUAUGCACACAUGUGCCUGUCUUCCUGGCAUAAGGCUGACCCCACUUCUUGGCCCAGUGAGAUUUGGGCCCAUGUGGUGUGACCCGUGGUAUGCUGGGGUCCAUCCAGGGGGUCCAAGGACACAAGGGCGUCCACAUGCUGGGCUAAGAGGCCAUGGAGGGUGGGGGGCACACAUCAUGCUGGUGGGUCCAUGGAAAUCCAGAUGUAGAGACUUGGGCCCAUGUGGGUUUUGGCAUGUCCACACAUGUUGGUGUGACAAUGGUGUAAUGGCAAGGAUGGGGACCGCUGGUUCUUUCCUACCCCCAGUACCACUCAGCUCUUUGAAGUUGGAGGACUAGGAUGUGAACUCUGGAAGGAGGAGACUGGAAGCCUGGAAUCCUGGAUCUGAGAAGGCUGCUGGGAGGCCAGAUUCCUGGGUCUUGAGAAAGGAAGAAACUGAGACCUGGACUCUGGAGUUUGAAGGAGGAGGAAGCUGGGGUUGUAGACACCAGGGUGGAAGGAAGGGGAAGGGGCUGCGGUUCCUGGCCUCUUGGGCCCACAGAGGACAAAGAGUUAAAGCCCCGGACUCCUGGGUUUUGGAGGGUGAACAGUCCUGAGACCCAGACUGCCUGGAUUCCAGAAACAACUCACUGGGUCUGUCUGAGCCUAUGCAGAGCCUGCAGCAGGAGGGCUGAGAGAAUGAUCACACCAGGGACUUCCUUGGCUGAGAUGGUCUCUGAGGCAGGUCUUCAAAGAGGAGCCAGAAGGAUGCUAAUAGGGUCAUUUUGUUCCUUUGCAGGUACCGGCCCAGGCCCUAACUCCCUGCAGAGAGGUGAGUGGGGUCCCUCAGGCUGGGGAGAGAGAUGUGGAGUGAUUGGGCCUGUUCUGAGCCAGCUGGAGGCCUGGAGCCCUGCCUGAUGAAGAAACCGAGAUUCAGAGAGGUUCAGACACUUGCCCGAGGUCACACAGCUAGUCUCCCGCCCCACUCCUCCUGCCUUCCCGCUGCACCAUGGCUCCGGGCCCCUUCUCCUCGGCGCUCCCCUCGCCGCCACCUGCCGCCCUGCCCUUUCUGCUGCUGCUCUGGGCCGGGGCAUCCCGUGGGCAGCCCUGCCCCGGCCGCUGCAUCUGCCAAAACGUGGCGCCCACGCUGACCAUGCUGUGCGCCAAGACCGGCUUGCUCUUCGUGCCGCCGGCCAUCGACCGGCGCGUGGUGGAGCUGCGGCUCACUGACAACUUCAUCGCAGCCGUCCGCCGCAGAGACUUCGCCAACAUGACCAGCCUGGUGCACCUCACCCUGUCCCGUAACACCAUCGGCCAGGUGGCCGCCGGCGCCUUCGCUGACCUCCGCGCCCUUCGCGCCCUGCACCUCGACAGCAACCGCCUGGCCGAGGUGCGUGGCGACCAGCUCCGCGGCUUGGGCAACCUUCGCCACCUGAUCCUCGGCAACAACCAGAUUCGCCGGGUCGAGUCAGCUGCCUUCGACGCCUUCCUGUCCACCGUGGAGGACCUGGAUCUGUCCUACAACAAUCUCGAGGCCCUGCCGUGGGAGGCUGUGGGCCAGAUGGUGAACCUGAACACCCUCACGCUGGACCACAAUCUCAUCGACCAUAUCGCUGAAGGUACCUUUGUGCAGCUGCACAAACUGGUUCGCCUGGACAUGACCUCCAACCGCCUCCAUAAACUGCCCCCCGAUGGGCUCUUCCUGAGGUCCCAAGGUUCGGGGCCGAAGCCGCCCACGCCGCUCACGGUCAGCUUCGGCGGCAACCCUCUGCACUGCAAUUGCGAGCUGCUGUGGCUGCGGCGGCUGACCCGAGAGGACGACCUGGAGACGUGCGCCACCCCGGAGCACCUCACCGACCGCUACUUCUGGUCCAUUCCCGAGGAAGAGUUCCUGUGUGAACCCCCGCUGAUUACACGGCAGGCGGGGGGCCGGGCCCUGGUGGUGGAGGGCCAGGCGGUCAGCCUGCGGUGCCGCGCUGUGGGUGACCCUGAGCCCGUGGUGCAUUGGGUCGCACCCGAUGGGCGGUUGCUGGGGAACUCGAGCCGGACCCGGGUUCGGGGGGAUGGGACACUGGAUGUAACCAUCACCACCUUAAGGGACAGUGGCACCUUCACGUGCAUCGCCUCCAACGCCGCUGGGGAAGCGACGGCCCCCGUGGAGGUGUGCGUGGUACCCCUGCCUCUGAUGGCGCCCCCGCCGGCCGCCCCACCGCCCCUCACCGAGCCCGGCUCCUCAGACAUCGCCACGCCCGGCCGACCCGGUGCCAACGAAUCGGCCGCUGAGCGCCGGCUCGUGGCGGCCGAGCUCACCUCGAACUCGGUGCUCAUCCGCUGGCCGGCCCAGAGGCCCGUGCCCGGCAUCCGCAUGUACCAGGUCCAGUACAACAGCUCCGCAGAUGACUCCCUUGUCUACAGGAUGAUCCCAUCCACCAGCCAGACCUUCCUGGUGAAUGAUCUGGCAGCAGGCCGCGCCUACGACCUGUGCGUGCUGGCAGUCUACGACGACGGGGCCACUGCACUGCCGGCCACGCGAGUGGUGGGCUGUGUGCAGUUUACCACUGCCGGGGAUCCCGCGCCCUGCCGCCCACUGAGGGCCCAUUUCUUGGGUGGCACCAUGAUCAUCGCCAUUGGGGGCGUCAUCGUCGCCUCGGUCCUCGUCUUCAUCGUUCUGCUCAUGAUCCGCUAUAAGGUCUACGGCGACGGAGAUGGCCGCCGCGUCAAGGGCACCUCCAGGUCGCCUCCGCGGGUCAGCCACGUGUGCUCGCAGACCAACGGCGCAGGCGCGUCGCAGGCCCCGCCCCCGCCGGCGCAAGACCGUUACGAGGCGCUGCGCGAGGUGACGUCCCCAGCUGCUGCCGCUUUGGCGGUCGAGGCGAAGGCCACCGCCGCCGAGAUGGAUUCCACCGAGCCAGAGGCCGUCCUUGGACGCUCCCUGGGCGGCUCAGCCACCUCGCUGUGCCUGCUGCCGUCUGAGGAAAUCUCUGGGGAGGAGUCUCGGGCCACGGCGGGCCCUCGGAGGAGCCGUUCCGGGGCCCUGGGGCCGCCAGCUUCGGCGCCCCCCACUCUAGCUCUGGUUCCUGGGGGGGCCCCGGCCCGGCCGAGGCCGCAGCAGCGCUAUUCGUUCGACGGGGACUACGGGGCACUCUUCCAGAGCCACAGUUACCCGCGCCGCGCCCGGCGGACAAAGCGCCACCGGUCCACGCCGCACCUGGACGGGGCCGGAGGGGGCGCGGCCGGGGAGGACGGAGACCUGGGGCUGGGCUCCGCCAGGGCACGCCUGGCCUUUACCAGCACCGAGUGGAUGCUGGAGAGUACCGUCUGAGCGGCGGGCCGGCGCCGGGACGCCUGGGUGCCGCGGACAAACGCCCAGCCACCCGGACGCUGGGGCAGGACUCGGGGGCGAAAGCACGGCGCCUAGUGGUCAGACUGGAGGGGGAGACGCGCCCUUCUCCUCCCUGAAGGGGGCGAGGCUGCCUCGUCUGCAGCUCUUGGCCACGCCCCCGGGCCCGGGGGAGUUAGGGGGCGGGCAGCCGGGCCCCCCUCCUCCAAGGACUCCUCGUCCCCCUCCUGCCCCUCCCCCCGCGCGCUCGCGGACCUCGCUGGAGCCGGUGCCUUACACAGCGAAGCGCGGGGAGGGGCAGGGCCCCCCCGACACUGCAGCACUGAGACACGAGCCCCCUCCCCCCCGCCCGGGACCGGGGCAGGGGCGAGGGGCCCAUUUCUUGUAUCUGGCUGGACUAGAUCCUAUUCUGUCCCGCGGCGGCCUCCAAAGCCCCCACCCCCACCCCAUUCACCUCCCUGGUCCCGUCGGGUCUGGCUUGGGGUCCCCCUUUCUCUGUUCCCUUCCUCUCUGUCCCGCCCUAUGUCGUCUUUGUCUUAUGUCUCUGUCCUUCCCUAUUUGUCUCUCUCUGUCCCGCCGUCUCUUCUCCCUCCCAUAUCUUGUCCAGUCUCCCUCUCUCUCCUGAUUACCUCUUCCCACUACACACUCUCCCGGGCAGGUCCCACUGGAAGGACCAGAGUCUCCCCUAUCCCUUCCUCUUUCCCCAAAUAAAUCCCCCCAUGAACAAGAUCCAAAACCAAAUCCUCCCCUCCCUGCCGGAGCCGGGACCCUCCGCCGCAGCAGAAUUAAACUUUUUUCUGUGUCUGA
Molecule: messenger RNA, 4796 nt
Organism: Prionailurus viverrinus (fishing cat)
Lineage: Eukaryota; Metazoa; Chordata; Mammalia; Carnivora; Felidae
Gene: LRFN1
Product: leucine rich repeat and fibronectin type III domain containing 1
Exons: 4
Coding region: 1659-3971 (770 amino acids)
Molecular function (GO): protein binding
Source: RefSeq, a predicted model, not a curated record